Melanaphis sacchari is the source of this 2053-nucleotide messenger RNA. Its product is annotated as arylsulfatase B-like. Bases 226 to 2025 code for a protein of 599 amino acids. The transcript has 10 exons. The record is from RefSeq and is a predicted model, not a curated record. Lineage: Eukaryota; Metazoa; Arthropoda; Insecta; Hemiptera; Aphididae.
AAAGAUAAUAUUGUCAGUACAAUAUAUUAGAUAUAUAGGCGUCAUUGUUAUAAUAAAUUAUAUUGUGACAUUGAUAGUUCAAUAUCUGACCUCAUUCAAUUUAUAAAUUAUACCUAGUUAACAUUUACCGCAACACGUAGUGUAUUUUCAAGUUAUAUCUAUAGUGCCUACCUACAAAAUCUAUUGUAUAAAUUACAAAGAGUACAAAAUCACUUCGCAGUUACCAUGAGUGUGUUCAUUAGUUAUUCUACUUAUAUCUUAAUCAUACUUGUAUUUUCAUUAUUAUCUGACUGCAGUAUUUUACAAGAACCUAAUAAAAAACAACCACAUAUCAUUAUUAUCGUUGCUGACGAUUUGGGAUGGAACGAUGUUGGUUUUCAUGGAUCAAUUCAAAUACCCACACCAAAUAUUGAUGCUUUGGCGUAUAAUGGUGUAAUAUUAAAUCGCCAUUAUGUUCAACCUACUUGUACUCCAUCGAGAGCUGCUUUGCUUACCGGAAAAUAUCCGAUUCGAUAUGGCCUUCAAGGAUUACCUAUUAUUGCUGGUGUACCCUUAGCACUCCCGUUAACAGAAAAAAUUUUACCAGAAUAUUUAAAAGAUUUAGGUUAUUCAACUCAUUUGGUUGGUAAAUGGCAUUUGGGUGCUAACAAAAUAAAUCAGACCCCUUUGAAAAGGGGAUUCGACAGUCAUUUCGGCUAUUGGAACGGAUUCAUUAGUUAUAGGAACAGUACGCAUUCUACGGGAUUAAUGAGUGGCAAAGAUGCUAGACGCGGAUUCAAAAGAGCAGGAGAUGAGAUGGUUGAUCAAUAUGCAACAGACAUUUUCACCAACGAAGCUAAUAAAGUUAUAAAGUUGUGUAAAAAUCAGGGAAAACCAAUGUUUUUAAUGGUUAGUCAUUUAGCAGUUCAUACUGGAGUACCUGGACCAAAUAUCUUGGAAGUUCUAAAUAAAACACAUAACGAUAUAAAAUUUAAUUAUAUUGAAAAUAAAAAAAGAAGACUUUUUGCAGGAAUGUUGACUUCAUUAGACGAAUCUGUUGGUAGUAUCAUUGAGUCAUUGGAUAAUAAUAGAAUGUUAGAAGAUUCAAUCGUGUUGUUUAUAUCUGAUAACGGUGCACCGGCUGAUGAUCCAAUAUGGGGUUAUGAAAAUUCAGGAUCUAAUUGGCCAUUACGAGGAGAAAAAGGAGCAGUACUUGACGGCGGAGUACGUGGAGUAGCUGCUAUAUGGAGUCCGUGGUUGAAAAAGAAACAUAGAAUUUCUGAAAAUUUGUUUCAUAUAACCGAUUGGUUGCCUACCUUAUAUACAGCUGCAGGUGGUAAUUUUGAUAAUUUGGGUCAAAUUGAUGGUGUUGAUCAGUGGGAGAGUUUGACCGAAACUUCAAAACGUAUAAGAUCAAUGGCUUUAAUUAAUAUAGAUGAAACAAGUGGAGAAGAAGCAUUGAUUUUCAACAAUUGGAAAGUCGUAAAAAGUAAUCGCACAAGUGACAUUGUCUAUUUCCUGAAAUACAGCGGUGAACCCGGAAACAUAGGACCGGACUAUAAUAUGAAUGCCGUCGCAGAUAGUCUGACUGGUUCGCUUUUAUCGAAAAUUAACUGUUUAGCGUCUAAAGCAGACUGCAUGGACACGUUGACUACAUACGAUUUGUUUUAUAACAUUCGUUCCCAGGCCAAAAUUGAUGGCAAAUGUACCCAACGAAUCUCUGACUCAGAUCCUAACGGGCGUUAUGAAUGUUUUGAUAGCCCUUGCUUGUUCGAUAUACAGAAAGACCCUUGCGAAUAUCAAAACAUAGCCAGUGGACAUCCGGAAGUUCUUAACAUGACGGUAGAUAUGUUGGUACAAUUCAGAAAAGAACUUACGAUGCAAAACAAUCAGAAAAUCGAUCUCGAGGCAGACCCUAAAUUUUUUGACGGUUAUUGGGAUACGUGGAUGGAAAAAUCUGACGGUUCGAUUUUAUUCGGUGGAAGAUUACAGUCGCGCGUUAUUUUAAUUUCAAUGAUGUGUUUUUAUUAUUAUUUUAUAAUUUGAUGACAUUUUGUCAUAUAUAUACAUAUAU